Messenger RNA from Plasmodium vivax (malaria parasite P. vivax), 2934 nucleotides. Its product is annotated as arginyl-tRNA synthetase, putative. Gene Ontology annotation, molecular function: ATP binding; arginine-tRNA ligase activity. The record is from RefSeq and is a predicted model, not a curated record. Gene Ontology annotation, biological process: arginyl-tRNA aminoacylation. The transcript is spliced from 2 exons. NCBI's taxonomy places the organism in Eukaryota, Apicomplexa, Aconoidasida, Haemosporida, Plasmodiidae. Bases 1 to 2934 code for a protein of 977 amino acids.
AUGAUCAGAGCCGCUUUGCUACUUCUUCUCUUCCAAUCCGGUCUGAGGUGCUUCCAAGUGAGAAGAGCUUCCACAAAUCAUGAGCAUCUUGGCAACGUUUUUUUUCCCAGCGUAAGGGGAAGACCCGCCUACGUUGGGGGUCUUCCGCCGCUGAGAUGGAGCCCCCCAAAGGGAGCGGCAAAUAAGGCACAGACGAAGCGGUGCAGAGGAGACCCCCCAGGUGGGGAAGUGCACACCACAGGUGAGGAAGUGCACUCCGUACGUGACGACCUGCACGCCGCCCUAAAUAAGCAACUGCAAAACGUCGCGAAACAAAUUUUGCGAGACGAAAAUGUGAAGCUACCCAAGCACUGCCUCCUUGAAGAGAACAAACUGUUUGACCAAUAUGAAUACCAGUCGAGUGUGAUUCUCUUUUUGGAGCAUUCAUUAGGGAAAGGAAACGAUGUGCGCAGUGAGAUCCUCCGGAUUUUGAGGGGAACAUGUGCAGACCUAAUAGACUCUCUUCAUUUAUCCCCCAAUGGGAUACUCAACAUCCGGGUUGCCGAUGCGUUCGUGGUGCGGGAGUUUCUGCAGUUUUACAGGGCUGGGGGGGCUCACAUGGGGAGAGCUGCAGUGGAGGGAGGCACAAAUAACAACUUCCAAAAAAUGGAGACCCCCCAAAGUGGGGAUCGCCACACCGUCCUGCUGGACUUCUGCGGAGUGAACAUGGCGAAGAACAUGCACAUGGGGCACCUCAAGUCCCUCCUCCUCGGCAACGCACUCAGCAACAUCUUCCGCUCUUUAAACUAUUCCGUGAAAUGUAGAAGCCAUAUAGGCGACUGGAAUAUGAAUAUGGCGAUGGUCUUAAGUUUUUUUGUUAUGUUUCCCCGCGAGGUGCUAUCGAGGGGGAAGCUAAAUGAGAGAGAAGUGCCUAGCAUCUGUGGAGCUGCCAAACAUGAAAAGGAGAACUCGUGCGAAGGGUCCACUUCGCCCUGUGUAGCCAGCGGUCAGAUGAAUAGACACACACAUGUGGAGCACCCCGUGGCGGCAGAUUCAACGCAGCCUGGAGUGAACGAAGCACCUCAGAACCUGCUGGACGAAGAACUGCUCAUGAACAUGCUGAGCAGCUUGAGGGAGGAAAACUUCGAUGAAGGGUACCAACAGCUGGACCCAUCCAAGUGGGAAGACACAAACUUGCAUAACAUCGAGUUUGCGUACAAAAUGGGGAAGAAGCUUUUUACCUCCUCGGACGUUUUUAAAAGGAUCAGCAAAAGGAGCUUACGCAUGAUGUAUCAGAGGGAUGAGAAGAUGAUUGCCUUGUGGGGCAACAUUUGCAGGAGAAGCAAGCGGGCGAACAAAGAAAUUUUGGAUAAACUCCAAAUCAGGAGGUUGAUAGACAAGGGGGAGAGCUUCUACGUGAAGUUCGUGCCCACCGUAUUGCGGCGACUGGAAGACGCCAAUGCGGUUUUUCAGCUGGGGGGGAAGUCCUGCCUCCUGCUGAGGAGCAGGGGCGGGGCGGUUAGCAGCAACCCGGUUAGCAGUAACCCUGAUGGCAGCAACCCGGUUAGCGGUAACCUUGUUAGCGGCUGCACACCGAGCGGCAGGAAAGACACCCACAUUCUGAGCAGCUACGAGGACCACUACGACGUGAUGCAGGCGACGCACGAGCUGCGCGAGCAGGCCAGGAGGAACGACGCCGACCAAUUGAAGAAGAACUUCACCCUGCUGACGCUCCAAAACGAUGUGGCCUUCACCUACGCAGCCAUUGACUUAGCCGCAAUACACUACCGAGUGACACAUGAAAAGGCAAACAAAAUAAUCUACGUGGUUGACGAAAAUCAGAGGAAGCAUUUUAUGCAAAUCUUUGCCAUCGCCAAGUUUGCACAUAUUCUCCCUGACCAAGUAGAAUGUGUGUGUCUGAAUUACGGCUUUGUUCUAAACUCAGAAAAUAGAAAAAUGAAAACGAAAGAUUUGUGUAAAAAAAACGUUUCCGUUAAGGAGAUGCUGGAAAGUGUCAAGUUGGCUAACCUGGGUGGGCACACAGGGGAGAAGCACACAGGGGAGAAGCACACAGGGGAGAAGCACACAGGGGAGAAGCACACAGGGGAGAAGCACACAGGGGAGAAGCACACAGGGGAGAAGCACACAGGGGAGAAGCACACAGGGGAGAAGCACACAGGGGAGAAGCACACAGGGGAGAAGCACACAGGGGAGAAGCACACAGGGGAGAAGCACACAGGGGAGAAGCACAGAGAAAGCUUCCUCCUGUCGUCCCUCAUUUAUUCCUACUUGGCUGUAAAAAAUUACAAACGACAAGUAAUAGGCAACAUCCUGAACAAUUUUCACGCAGAGUAUCUUCUCAUAAUUAAUUGCUACAAUGAAGUGUCCUCCAUCUUGGGGAAAGCAAAAAAAGGCGAUUACUCCUCCCUUUUGGAAAAGAGAAAAAACAUACAGAUUGAAAAAAAUUUAAAAAAAUUGAUGCUACACAUGAUGCGUUUUAACAAUAUCACGGAGGAAGUGACUCGCAGCUACAGCGUCGACAGAUUGUGCUCCUUCCUCUUCACGCUGUCCCAGAAAAUGCAGCCCCUUCUGCAGAGCAGCAGCGUUCAUAAUUUUUUGAGCGCAUUGAAUGGUUUGCUAGGGAAGAAGGAGCAGGCGGAGGAACAGGUCAACGACGUGGCAGGCGACAAAGGCGAAGUGACACACGUCAUCCGUGAAGUGACCCAGACGGAACUGUUCCUUCUCCUCAAAAACAGCGGCCUGCUCGACCUCCGCGAAGACGAAAGUUUACCUGAACAGUCAGGCAAAAUUGAAACGCUCAUUUUUAACCGAAUUUUGGAAGUACUCAUUAUGCAGGCCUACCUGUCCCUCGUGGGAAGAACAUUUGGCAUGCUGAAUUUGCAGCUGGUGAACUUUGGCCGACGUGGACGUGCGCCGGGGGCCGCGCGUUUGUAG